CAGUAGAUAGAAGCUUGACAGACUGACACAAACCCACCUAUAGAAAGAGAGAGAGAGAGAGACACAGAGAGACGUCAACAAUCAGCACUGCACAGGAGAAAAGAAGAAAUGUUGGCAGGAGAAUUAAGACACAGGGGAUACCUGAAAAAUAGUGAACAUGGAUUUGGUGAGAAUAAAUAAGACCAGCCCCGAACAUUAUGGAGACCAGAAAACCUCCCGAACUGGAUCCAUUCACCAAACUCAUCACCUCACCCUCCAACGGUUCUCCAGCACCAGAAGCCAUGCAAACAGAUCAGAAUAAUUUAUGAACGCCAAUGUUGCAUUCAACAAAAGCUGUGAUUGUACUGAGGCGAAGAUGAUCAUCUCCUUCAAACCUGCCCAGUCCGUCCUCCACGUCCAGCAUAAAAAUCGUCUUAGAUUCUGGUUCUUCAGGAAAUUUCAUCUUUUCACGCCUACUACUUAUCUUCAAUAUUCCACAUCAAAAAAAUCCCACAUGCUAUCAGAUCACUACAAAUUCAAGGAAAACCGCUGGACAAUGGACUGGUGCAGUGGAGAACUCCAGCAUUAACACUUCAAACCAUCCAAAUAUGUUAAGAAACUCUCAUGUUGCUGAUGCUGGAGGAAUCCGCUGUCAACAUUGUCCUGGGACGCCCUUGGAUGGCUGAAAACCAUCCUAAUAUUAAUUGGAACUCAGGAGGAAUUGACCAGUGGAGUAACUACUGCAUUCAACACUGCCUCCAAUCACUUUACUUCCUUUACCAAGAACUGCCAUCCUGGGAUCGACUACCAUUGAAAGCCCGGAAACCACUGCCAAAGUCAACCUCCCAGAGGAGAACUGGGUGUUCCAGGACAUCUUUAGCAAAGUCGCUGCCACAAAACACCGGCCAUGGGACUGUGUGAUAGAUAUCCUGCCUGGAACCAAACUACCGAAAGGUAAAAUCUACUCCCUUUCGAUCCCGGAGCACAAGGCCAUGGAUGAGUACAUCAAGAAACCUCUCCGGCGGCUUUUAGAUUCUUCUUCGCGGCCAAGAAGGAUGGCGGCCUUCAACCAUGUAUUGAUGUAUUGAUUAUCGCAGUCUCAACUCCCAGACGGUAAAGUUUGCUUACCCCCUUCCUUUGGUACCAGCAGCCCUCGAGGAACUGCAUGGCAACCGAGAACUGCUCGCCAUUAAGUUGGCCCACGAAGAGUGGCGGCACUGGCUUGAGGGAGCAAAUCACUCAUUUGAAGUCAUAACUGACCAUAAGAACUUACAGUUCCUCAGAGAAGCGAAACACCUAAACCCCAGACAGGCUCGAUAGCCGUUAUUCACUCGAUUCAACUUCAUAGUCACCUACCGUCCUGGUCAUAAGAUUACUAAAGCAGAUGCUCUAUCCAGAAUCCACUCACCCGACCCUGUAUCUGAGGAAUCGGAACCGGUACUCCCUCCAGACCUAUUUGUAUGUCCCAUCAUCUGGUCUCUCAACGACGACAUCCGUACAUCCAGGCAGGCAGCGAACCUCUCACUCCUCGAGGGAAGUUAUUGGUGGGCCAACAUGGCCCAGGAUUUCGCCCCGAUUUGUAAAGGGAUGCUCAGUCUGUGACAUCAUCUUAACACCUCGCAGUCUGCCUGAAGGCAACUUGGUACCAUUGCCGAUUCCACGUCGACCCUGGUCCCACCUAGAAGAUGACUUGCCACCGACUUACCUGCCUCCAACGGCUUCACUACCAUCCUCGUUGCAGUAGAUCAAUUCUCCAAGUCUGCCUACAGCCCUUGAAACACCAGAGGUCCUCUUCAAUAAUGUCUUCCGACACUUUGGCAUUCCAGAGGACAUAGUGUCAAAUAGAGGGCCUCAAUUCAUUUCCAGGAUGGAAUGAGGCUGACCAGCAGGAAUCCUGUUAGAAUAGACUUUUCUAAUACACAACGACCAGCAGUCUCCAGAUGGAUUGUUCUUCUGGGUCAAACUGGUGUUGGGAAGAGUGCAGCUGGAAACACAAUACUGGGACGGGAACGGUUCAGAUCUGAGAGGAGUAUGGAUUCAGUAACCCGUGAAUGUUCAGUCGCUCACGCCACUGUUUCAGGCAGAUCAGUGUCUGUAGUCGAUACUCCUGGAUUCUUCGAUUCACAGAUUGAUCCUGGACAGGUAAAGAAAGCAAUAGCGAGUAGUGUGCAUUAUUCCAGUCCUAGACCACACGCUUUUCUCAUUGUGCUCAGAGUAGAUGACAGAUUCACUGAUCAGGAGCAGCAGUUUCUUCAGAAGAUUGAAAUCAUGUUUGGUCAGGAGAUGUUAAAAAACACCAUCAUUCUCUUCACUCGUGGAGAUCAUUUGGAAGGAGAGUCUGUAGAGGAGCUCAUUGAAGAGAACAGUAAAUUAAGAGCUCUAGUAGAUCAGUGUGGAGGCAGAUAUCAUGUCUUCAACAAUAAAGAUCAGAGUAACAGAGAACAGGUAAUUGAUCUCCUGCAGAAGAUUGACACAAUGAUAGAGCAAAGAAUGGAACAGUGCAGAAAAAGACAGUAGAAAGUUGUGUUAAACAUUUCUAUCACUUCCACUGUCUUUUUCUGAAAAGUGUAACGCAUUCUGAAACUUCCACUGAAUUUUCUUUCCAAAUUGUUUCUGGAAAGCCGAAAAGUGAUAAUGGUACCACUUUAUUAAAAAACAUGUCAUGGAGAGAUGUUAUAAUAUUUUAUAAAUACAUACAGUUAUCAUGGAAUCUAUCUGUCUAGCUAUCUAGAAGUAUAGGGUUAUGAUAACCUGCUCCAGAGCAAGUUUUUACCUGAUGUAUAAUAUGUACAAAACGUUUAUCAUGUAAUGUUCUUCAAUGUGACUUUUGUCUAAAGAAUAAAACAAAAUUGUCUUUGUUUUA
Cyprinus carpio (common carp) is the source of this 2842-nucleotide messenger RNA. RefSeq names its product GTPase IMAP family member 9-like. NCBI's taxonomy places the organism in Eukaryota, Metazoa, Chordata, Actinopteri, Cypriniformes, Cyprinidae. The transcript has 5 exons. Bases 1852 to 2496 code for a protein of 214 amino acids. The record is from RefSeq and is a predicted model, not a curated record.